Molecule: messenger RNA, 2253 nt
Organism: Setaria italica (foxtail millet)
Lineage: Eukaryota; Viridiplantae; Streptophyta; Magnoliopsida; Poales; Poaceae
Source: the annotation of a RefSeq genome assembly
AUGAUUAUUCGUUCGCCGGAACCAGAAGUUAAAAUUGUUGUGGAUAGGGAUCCUGUAAAAACAUCUUUUGAGGAAUGGGCCAGACCCGGGCAUUUCUCAAGAACAAUAGCUAAGGGUCCCGAUACUACCACUUGGAUCUGGAACCUACAUGCUGAUGCUCACGAUUUCGAUAGUCAUACCGGUGAUUUGGAGGAGAUCUCCCGAAAAGUCUUUAGUGCUCAUUUCGGUCAACUCUCCAUUAUCUUUCUUUGGUUGAGUGGGAUGUACUUCCACGGUGCCCGUUUUUCCAAUUAUGAAGCAUGGCUAAGCGAUCCUACUCACAUUGGCCCCAGUGCUCAGGUAGUUUGGCCAAUAGUAGGGCAAGAAAUUUUGAAUGGUGAUGUAGGCGGGGGUUUCCGAGGAAUCCAAAUAACCUCUGGGUUUUUUCAGAUUUGGCGAGCAUCCGGAAUAACUAGUGAAUUACAACUCUAUUGUACCGCAAUCGGUGCAUUGAUUUUUGCAUCGUUAAUGCUUUUUGCUGGUUGGUUCCAUUAUCACAAAGCUGCUCCCAAAUUGGCCUGGUUCCAAGAUGUAGAAUCCAUGUUGAAUCACCACUUAGCGGGGUUAUUAGGACUUGGGUCUCUUUCUUGGGCGGGACACCAAAUCCAUGUAUCUUUACCGAUUAACCAAUUUCUCGACGCUGGGGUUGAUCCUAAAGAGAUACCACUUCCUCAUGAAUUUAUCUUGAAUCGCGACCUUUUGGCUCAACUUUAUCCUAGUUUUGCCGAAGGAGCAACUCCCUUUUUCACCUUGAAUUGGUCCAAAUAUGCAGAAUUUCUUAGUUUUCGCGGAGGACUAGAUCCAAUAACCGGUGGUCUAUGGUUGAGCGAUAUUGCACACCAUCAUUUAGCUAUUGCUAUUCUUUUCCUGAUCGCUGGUCAUAUGUAUAGGACCAACUGGGGUAUUGGUCAUGGACUUAAAGAUAUUUUGGAGGCUCAUAAGGGCCCAUUUACAGGACAAGGCCAUAAGGGUCUCUAUGAAAUCCUAACAACGUCAUGGCAUGCUCAAUUAUCUCUUAACCUAGCUAUGCUAGGCUCUACAACUAUUGUUGUAGCUCAUCAUAUGUACUCUAUGCCCCCCUAUCCAUACCUAGCUACCGACUAUGGUACACAACUUUCCUUGUUCACACACCACAUGUGGAUUGGCGGAUUUCUAAUAGUCGGUGCUGCUGCACAUGCAGCCAUUUUUAUGGUAAGAGACUAUGAUCCAACUACUCGAUACAACGAUCUAUUAGAUCGCGUCCUUAGACACCGCGAUGCAAUCAUAUCCCACCUUAACUGGGUAUGUAUAUUUCUGGGUUUUCACAGUUUUGGCUUGUACAUUCAUAAUGAUACCAUGAGUGCUUUAGGCCGUCCCCAAGAUAUGUUUUCGGAUACCGCCAUACAAUUACAACCCAUCUUUGCUCAAUGGAUACAAAAUAUCCAUGCUGGCGCGCCUGGCGUAACAGCUCCUGGUGCAACAACAAGUACCAGCUUAACGUGGGGAGGCAGCGAGUUAGUAGCUGUAGGCGGCAAAGUGGCUUUGUUACCUAUUCCAUUAGGAACCGCAGAUUUUUUAGUCCAUCACAUUCACGCAUUUACUAUCCAUGUGACUGUAUUAAUACUUUUGAAAGGUGUUUUAUUUGCUCGCAGUUCCCGUCUGAUACCUGAUAAAGCAAAUCUUGGCUUUCGCUUCCCUUGCGACGGGCCUGGGCGAGGGGGAACAUGUCAAGUAUCCGCCUGGGAUCAUGUUUUCUUAGGUCUAUUCUGGAUGUAUAAUUCCAUUUCGGUAGUUAUUUUCCAUUUCAGUUGGAAAAUGCAGUCGGAUGUUUGGGGUACUAUAAGUGAUCAAGGGAUAGUAACUCAUAUCACAGGGGGAAACUUUGCACAGAGUUCCAUUACGAUUAAUGGUUGGCUUCGAGAUUUCUUGUGGGCACAGGCAUCCCAAGUAAUUCAGUCUUAUGGUUCUUCAUUAUCCGCAUAUGGUCUUUUUUUCUUAGGCGCUCAUUUUGUCUGGGCUUUCAGUUUAAUGUUUUUAUUCAGCGGCCGUGGUUAUUGGCAAGAACUCAUUGAAUCUAUCGUUUGGGCUCACAACAAAUUAAAAGUUGCUCCUGCUACUCAGCCUAGAGCCUUGAGCAUUAUACAAGGACGUGCUGUAGGAGUAACCCAUUACCUUCUGGGUGGAAUUGCCACAACAUGGGCAUUCUUCUUAGCGAGAAUUAUUGCAGUAGGAUAG